AUUCCACUUGUCUUACUCUUCAAAUCCCCCUAAACGCUUAAGUCAAGUUUUGCUACUCCUAACACCAAAUGGCGCUGUCAACAAUCUUGGUCUUCGCACUUGCCUUAGCCAUCUCCAUGCAAGGCACUCUUGGUGGAUUGAUUAGUUUCGGCCGUGACAAUAACAUUCGAUGCGAGGACCUUGAUCGGGAUUCGUGCGCCUUCUCGGUGUCCUCCACUGGCAAGCGGUGCGUGCUCGAGAGCCGCCUCCUCCGGUCAGGGUUGGAGGAGUACAACUGUGACACGUCCGAGAUCGUGGCCGACAAGUUCUACAACCACGUUGAGACCGACAAGUGUAUUCGAGCCUGCGGUGUGGACCGUCGGGCCCUCGGCAUCUCGUCCGACUCCCUCCUCGACCGCAGGUUUGUCGCCAGCCUCUGCUCCGACGAGUGCUUUCAGAAAUGCCCCAACAUCGUCGACCUCUACUCCAACCUCGCUGCCGGUGAAGGGGUCUACCUCAUGAAAUUUUGCGAAGCGGGUCAAUCGGGAGGGCGUCGUGGAAUGAUGGAAGUCUUCAAGAGCUCCGGGGCUGUGGCUCUCUCACCAGGAAUGAAUGGGUUGAACGAGGCAUCUUACGAAGCAGGGGCUCCGGCUCCGAGCCCAGACUACGAGUAGGCUUGAAGUACCUUCAUUGAAAAUUAGGCCCCAAGUUUAAACCCCUUCAACAUGUACAACUGAAUUUGGUCCUACACGGGACUUAAGUUAUGAAAAUUAGACAAUACAAAGUGAAUGAAAUAAGGAUAUGAAUAUCCAAUUAGUUAUGUAUAACCUUUGUGUUUUUUUCUUCUUCUUUCUUUUGAUGUUUUUGUUCUCUUUUUUAGUUGAUUGGGGUUGUAAACUUGUGUAUUUCACCAUGAAUAGAAGCUAUCGUCAAACCAUUUCAGAAAAUUAUAUAUAUUGUGGUUUCCAAUUAAUUAUAUAAUCAAGUCGAUGUUGGCAUUUAAAUUUGGAAAGUCCGUGGCUUGAUUUUUGG
Molecule: messenger RNA, 1011 nt
Organism: Striga asiatica
Lineage: Eukaryota; Viridiplantae; Streptophyta; Magnoliopsida; Lamiales; Orobanchaceae
Source: the annotation of a GenBank genome assembly